UCAGGAUGAGGCCCCCGCUCCUGCUCGCUGCCCUCCUCUGGCUCCGGGGCUGUCCUGGCCGAGGCCCACCCCCCAAAGUGAACGUCAGCAGCCAGGGGAGUCCCACGAGCCUCUUUGUGAGCUGGGCAGCCCCGGAGCGAGCUGGGGUCCCCCACGCCCUCCGCCUCGCGCGUCUGAGCCCUCUUGGCCCCCCCCCGAGGGCCAGCAGCUGCAGGCCCUCACCCACGCAUCCAGCCUCGAGUUCCAGGGCCUGGUGCCAGGGAGUCGCUAUCAGCUGGAAGUGACUGCCCUGCGGCCCUGUGGGCAGAAUGUCACCGUCACCCUCACUGCCCGCACGGGUAUGGGGUCUGCAGGCUGAGUGGGAGGGGGCCGACCCAGAGGGCUGGCAUGGGGCAAGGUAGUCAAAGGGGGCAAGUUCUCUGCGGCC
Lemur catta (Ring-tailed lemur) is the source of this 427-nucleotide messenger RNA. Its product is annotated as receptor-type tyrosine-protein phosphatase V-like. The coding region runs from base 6 to 284 and encodes 92 amino acids. The record is from RefSeq and is a predicted model, not a curated record. NCBI's taxonomy places the organism in Eukaryota, Metazoa, Chordata, Mammalia, Primates, Lemuridae. The transcript is spliced from 2 exons.